AUGAAGCUGUGCUUCUCUGUGAUGUGUGAUCAGUGGAGCAGCGGGCUCAAGACUUUGCGGCAAUCAGAUGAUGGUUUUUCUCCGUUUCUGCCAGUGCUGUCUCAGUGCUCAUUCCAACCAAAAUCCUCUUGUGCAAAGCGCAGCAGGUCUAUUCGAUCUGGACUUUUGCGUAAAGUUCGGUUCCUGCCAGAGGUCACGAUUUGCGAUGAAGAGUUUACUCAGCAUGUUGUGCUUUUUGAUUUGAAUCAGUUUCAUGGUUGGCCUGGUAAGACUCGGCAGAUUCGAAAGUACACCCGAUCACAUGCUCUGACUUAUCCAUGCAAGGUUUCCAAGAUUUGUAAACUUUUGGACUCCGGCGAUGAGGAACAUCCUCCAAAUGAACAAGUCACAGAGCUCCCCCCUUUUCAAUCGUCCCAGGAACCGCUGUCGAGUUCGGCCGUCUUGAUCCGGGACCAUUUUCCUCAAUGCUUGAAACCUGGCAGUUUGUUUGAGGGUUUUAGUGACCCGAGACCUGCAUUAGGUGAUAUUACCAACCUUCAACGGCUCAAUGCCAAAACUGCUGAUGCAUCUCUCAUUGAUUUGGCUGAAGACGACGAUGUUUCUUUCAUGCAGAAGACGGCUCCAAAAACAUUUGCAUGCAAGCAAUUGCCAUUUCCUGAUGAAGGCAAUCCAAUCCUGGAAGGGGUUGCGCAGGGACAGGCUGAUCCUAUCCCCCUGGAAAGCCAUACACCAUCAAACGAUGCGAUGUCUGAUGGAUAUUCUGCAUCCGUAGCCACGGAUUCUUCCCAGGUUGCUCCACCCAGUUCUGUUGGGGGCAGACAAGAAUCGAUUUUGUAUCACCUUGCUGACCCGCCGAUACGAGUUUUCUUGGACUGGUCGGAUUAUGACACCAUGAUUCAAGAAAUUGCAUUUCAUUUGGGCCGGGAUCCUGUUGAAGUGAUAGAUGCAUAUGAAGUUUUGCCAUAUCCCCACGACACACCAGAAGGUGCCACUCCGAUUAUUGUUCACAUUUUUGACGACAUUGCAGUGGGUCAACCUGCCAAGCUGGUGCUCCUCGACACCGAACUUCAUGGCCACUCCUUUGAAGUCAAUUAUGAGGUUGGAUUGAAUUUGUCGCCAUCUUUGCUUUCAUCAGAUGGUGUCCGAAACCUAGCUCGAGAUGACUCAACUCUGGAAGAUGACGAAGUUUUCCAGGCGUUGCAAGAGAGUCUUGUCCUUACCGCCUUGCCUUUGACUCCAACAUUGGACGAAGGUCACACCCAACAUGAUCAAACUGCUUUAGCACCUGCAGUACACUGUGAUGUAGUCAGUCCGAAGGAAGGUAUUGAUUUGCCAGCCAGCAAUCCAGAGCCGACCUUCUUUGACUUCAAUCCUGAAGCACCAGUUUUUGCUCCCGGGGCUCUCACUGAUGAAUUUGACAAUAUGCAUCUUCACACAAUCGCCACUCAAUGGCUAGCAGCUGCUCAGUCAUGGGACGACUCCGUGCCCUCGGCUCGUUUUAUCACAUGGCGAGUGUCCCCUGCGACUGGGCGUCGAUUUUGCCUUGACAGUAGGGAAGUUGUUCUGUAUGGAGAUAUGGAAAACUGGAGGCGACGUAUUUUACAGACAUGGGCUGAUCAAACUGAUCCCAUGGUUCCAGCUGAUAUCAUUUCAGUUAGUCCACAUCCAUCCAGUUUGGAGCCCGGUGUUGCUGGACACGUCAUUGUUCAACAGCACCCACUUGACACUCAUGCUGCUUCCUUGGUGACCAUCGUUGACCCAGCCGUGAAUCAUGGACUUUUUCGCCGACAGGACCAUGACCCCUUGCCAAUGCAUGCAUUAGAGGAGGAGAGUACCCUCCCACCGGCCUUGCGUGAACUGUGGGAACUGCGACGCACCGAGGCUCUGCAAGAUGGUGAUGACCCUGCCACUCAAUUUCGAGUUGAGACCUGGUUGUGCAUUCGCCGUGGUCAGCGGAUCAACUUGCAAGACUUGCUUGCGCUUCCGGAUGCCUUGCUUCGCCGGCAACUGCAGGAUGCAAUCCAUGGUGAAAUCUACCGUAGGCCCCCAGGACCUGGAUUUCCCAGUGAUGUCAUGGAUGCCAACACAUUGCCGGAAGCAUUGAAUCAAUUUUUUGCUCAUCACUCUGCCACUGAAAUGCUGGAAGAAGGCAGAGUCUACCCAUUCGAUGCAUUUGUCAGCCUGUACUCUGGUGCCAACGUUGUUGUGCGCUACGGUGAGUUUGAUCGGCCAGAGCCCUCCGGGCCCAGUGAUGGCACUAUGAUGUUACAGUUGAAUAGCAAGGUCCGAUCUGUCAGUGGCACUUCUUCCUUGAUGACAACAUUAGUGCCACGCCCCAUUUCCCUCGAACAGGAGCUCUUGGACACUGAAGAGGACAUUGCCAAUAUCCCUCUUUCACUUGGCCAAUUUUUAAGCUCUAGUGCCAUUGCAUGGACUGUUUGUGCCUGGGAAUUACCACAUGGUAACACUGACACUGUGCUUCUGGGCCCUGAUGAAAGCAUUGGUCCUUCAGUUUCAACGACCUUUCGCAGCAAGCAUGACUUCUUGAAACCAGACACCACUGCCCUCAACCUGCGACAAAGCCUUUCUGUUCAACAUGGUACCAAGAUCCGAAGGAAUGGUCAGCUUUUAUCUUCUGAAGUUCACUUGCGACAUGGAGAUGUGGUUGAAUAUCAUGCGGCACCUAGUCAUGUCAGUUUUGAUCUCAAUCGGCAACAUCCCAAAGUGCAACUGUGUUUGGAAGCUUCCAUUCCGACCCCAUCAUGUAGCUUUGACGAGGACCGUGAUGCCACAUUGCUUUUGCAGUGUCCUGAUACACUGCAGAUGCUUCAGGCUGCCAAUGAGUGGCACUUCGUGUUCCUUCCAGCAGGUCUCGACAUGCAUCCUGCCACCUAUGAGGCCUUACAUUUACAACCUGUGGAUGCCACACUGAAGCCUGACAUUCUUGAACUUUAUGUCGAUGGGGCAACCCCUGCCGACACCUCGGCUUGGGCUGUCGUCGCAGUUGCCUUAUCCCCUGCAGGGCGCACCUUUUACGGCUGUGUCUCAGGCAUUACCCAACUAUGCCCUGAACACCCUCAUUGGGUUGGAGCCACACAGCAUGGGAAAUAUUGA
Messenger RNA from Cladocopium goreaui, 3114 nucleotides. The record is from the annotation of a GenBank genome assembly. Lineage: Eukaryota; Dinophyceae; Suessiales; Symbiodiniaceae.